Messenger RNA from Orussus abietinus, 2926 nucleotides. It is a transcript of the gene Daxx, whose product is annotated as death domain-associated protein 6. Bases 256 to 2454 code for a protein of 732 amino acids. Lineage: Eukaryota; Metazoa; Arthropoda; Insecta; Hymenoptera; Orussidae. The record is from RefSeq and is a predicted model, not a curated record. Gene Ontology annotation, molecular function: histone binding. The transcript has 4 exons.
ACUAUUCGUGAAGCGCAACGUCGCCAUUGUCAGUUCCGUUUUAUGGAUAAAGCUCGAGGUUCGUUUACGAAGGUUUGCAAGCUAUUCAAGUUUGGACAGGUUCCGACAGGUUUGCGCAUAUUUCCUUCGUACGACUUUUGGAGUAAGGGAACGGUAGUCGUUAUGUUCCGUGGCAAUCUUUUUUAUGGUUGCACGGUUGACAAUUCUUCGAUAAGUGGUCCAAUGUGAAGAGCCCUGGACAGGAAUUUAAUUGAAAUGGAGACCGAGGUCAUCUGCCUUUCUUCCGACGAUGAAGUCGUGCCGUUAAAGCCAAGUAAAAGUAACGGGUCUUUGGCAGAAUGUAAGACAAGUAAAAUCCCUCAGAAGAGGAAAAUCAGUGAUGUACCCAAGAUUAUGACUAAUCACAUGGCGAAGAAAAAAAUUAAAUUGAUAUGCUUAAUAGAAAAUAAACCUCAAGACAGCAAGAGAAAUUCGCCAUCAACUGGCAACGCUCUUGAUGUUUCGAUACCGCAAGGUGUGGUGAAAAAUAGAAUAAGUUUUAACAGUGUGACAGAGGAAAAGCAAUCAGAAAAUGGCAAUGAAAAUUCAAAGUCAUCUGUUAAUACAACCGAUACAUCGAUGCCUCAAGAUGCGACGAAGAAGGAGAAUGAUGAAGUAAACAUUACGGUAGAAGAAUUUGUCGAAAAACCAAAAUUGGUUGUAAAAGAAAAAGUUGAUGUGUAUCAUGUCGACGAUGACACUUUUCCGAUGUUUCUAAAUCUGUGCCUCCAACGAGAUUCAAGCAAGGAAAUGGAGAAAAUUGUUAGCAAGUUAAAGAAACGUUACAUACAGUUAGCUCCAGCAUUUGCAAACUCCUCCACUUUUAAGAAUUUAUUAAAUGAGAAAAGAGAAGCUAUUUUAUCAAAUGAUAAACAGAUUUAUGUACACAUUGUGGAUGUGAUGAAUGUGAUGAAAGAAAAGCAGAAUAAAGAUGAAGCUUCUGUAACUACUAGAGUAGAAAAUGAUAAGUGUAAUGAAAUAUUGAAACCAAGCACCAGCGAAAUCCCAAAAGAUCAUCCUCCAAAAGAACCUGAAAAUAACAGAAAACAACAUAAAAUUGAAAAGUAUCUCAAAAAGUUGGAAUAUGCAAUGGAACGCUGUGAGAGACGAAUUAAAAAAUUAGAGGAAGCUGAAGUUGAUUUUGAUGAUGAUAAUGAUAGUAAUUAUAUUAAAACUGAAAGGUAUAAGCAAAGAAUGGUAGAACUGUACACAAAGUGGUGCGAGCUUUCAGGAGAAAGUGCUGAUGCUGGUCGUACAUAUUUACGCCCAAAAUCUAUAAAAGUCUCUCCAAUAGACUGUUUGAACCAAGCGAUAUGUAGUUUUGUAAAUUCAAAGAUUUCUAGAAGAAAUAAGUCCACUAAAAACAUUUCCUCUGCAAGUGCGGUGAUCUUCCCUGAUUAUGGUGAUAUUUUAACUUGCCUUAAAAAAUGCAAUGAUGAGAAACAGUUAGGUUUAACUAAAAAACGCCAGGAAGCAAUUGCAAAAGAUGCGUUUACCCGUAUAGGCGAAUAUUUGCAACACGUUCGACGUGCAGAUUAUUGGGAUACCUUUUCUCUCUAUCUGGAAAAAGAAGAUAAUGAUCCAGCAAAAAAGUCUAGAGACUUAAGUGAGAAAUUACAAAAGAACCAAGAAGAAGGAAAGAAGAAGCUUGCUGAAGUUUUUGAAACAUAUGCUAAAAAACAAGAAACUGGUGGAUUGGAAUUGAAUGAUUCAUCUGAGCUGACAGAUAAAGAAUCGGAUCAAGAGGAAGAUGAGAGUGAAGGUGAUCAAAACCACAGCAGUGAAGAAAACACCAGAGGAGAUGCCUUAAGUACAGUUGAAUCUGACACCGAAAGUGUAGAUGAACGUGUGACAAAAUCUAAUGAAAUUGAAUCUGCAACUCAAUCGAUACAAGAAGCUGAGAAGGAUGUAAUAGUCAAGUCUCCUGAGAAAUGUGGUAAGGUCUCAUCGAUAAUGCCUGAAACAGCAACAGUACCUCCUUUGACUCCCUUUGAAACCAUCAGUACUUGCAAAGACAAUGUACCUGAAAUUGUGUCAGUGCAUUCUGUAAAUAGUACACAGGAGAUUAAAAAGGAUGAAAUGCCAGUCCUAAGGGUGCGAGCAUUCGCAAAACCUCCUGGCUCCUGGAAAGACAGUCCAGAAUCUGCGGUGAAGCCAAAACUGAUAAGUCCAUCAAAGGAAGAAACAACAGCUAUCGUCGAUCUUACAAAAGACUCACCUAAAUUACCUACUGGUCGUGUUCCCAUAAAAACUAUUCGUCUUGAUUCCAAAACCUUUGCAGCUUUUAAUGGUGGUAAAACUAUACUAAUACCGGCAAAAAAAAGCCAUGUCAUCAGUAUACAAAACGUCACAAAGAAUUACGUGGUUAAACAAUCUCGUUACUACCCGUCGAGUUUCCUACAUCCAUCCAACUAACAUUGGUCACUCACCAAAUAGUCCAAUGAUGGAAGUCAUACAACGCACGUAUACGUGAAUUGCCAAACUAGAUAGCACAGGCUAAAAUAUAAAACAACUAGCAGAUAAUGAUGCAGUUCUGCGAUUAAUUCAACCAAAUGUGACAUUGAUAGCUCCAAAAACACCUGAGAAAAAUGUCAAAACCUUCCUUAAUUCAAAAGAGUCUUCAUGGAGUGAGGUAUGGCUUAAUGGUUUAUAAAUUUAUAGGUUUCCAAAAGAAUACAAUUGUGAAUAAGCACUUUCAGUGCGCCAUUUUGUAAUGAAGGAUGGCUAGAAGCAUACAUCUUUUGUACUGUCAAAACUACUACAAGACUUUUAAAAAUAAGUAAAUAAUAUUGAAUUAUAUUAAUAAACUAUUCUGCAAUUGUACAAUAUUAAUAAGUUGUCAGUUAUCAGCUGUAGUUACAUGAGAAAUAUAGCUUAUUUAAAUAUU